This is a messenger RNA of Magallana angulata, 2860 nucleotides long. RefSeq names its product deoxynucleoside triphosphate triphosphohydrolase SAMHD1-like. The transcript has 15 exons. Gene Ontology annotation, cellular component: nucleus. Lineage: Eukaryota; Metazoa; Mollusca; Bivalvia; Ostreida; Ostreidae. The coding region runs from base 872 to 2470 and encodes 532 amino acids. Gene Ontology annotation, biological process: regulation of innate immune response; dGTP catabolic process; defense response to virus. Gene Ontology annotation, molecular function: dGTPase activity. The record is from RefSeq and is a predicted model, not a curated record.
UGGACAAAUUUCAUACAUAUCAUCAUAAACAAAAGGCAUGAUACCUCACUCAGCUGAUUCAAUGUUAACAUUUUACGUCAACUACUUCAACCAAAUAAUAACAAUAAUGAAUUGCGUGCUUAACUAUGAAACGAUAUUGGGAUAUGAAUAACAGAAACAUAACAAUAGCUUUUUCUUUCUUUUCUUUAUUGCAAUCAACCAGACUUUCGAGAUUCCGAAAAUUUAUUCCAAUCAAAUAUACCUGUGUCAUUUCUAAAAAUCUAUGAUAAAAUAAAUAUUACUUAUUUGCAAGUAUACACUUCAUUAUAUAACAUUUCAUACAUAUGCACGUUAAAUUAGGUAAGUUUUAUACUAUAAGUUAAAAUAUAUUCGUAUUAAACAAGAAUUAAAUAUAAGUAAACAUUGAUAACAUAAUGUAUAACCCUUUUCUUUCACUUAAUGUAUGCAAGCAUUAUGUACCAUACUAUACUACCAUACUACCACAUUAAUUUGGACACAUUUAACAGUAGUUUACAGUAACUUUAAGUAGUAAUAACAACUCGUUUUAAUGCUUAAGAAUGUUGCAUUUUUUAUCACUUUAAUAGACUAAAACUGUAGUUAUCAAAUAAUAUGUAAAACGUGUGACCGUUGGACCGAGCGCAGAUUUAACACAAUGCAGUUUGAUUUUUGAAGAAGAAAAAUUAUUUGAAACGCACAUGGUAGGAUCCGCUUGGUUGUCUAUUCAAAUCGGUUUUUGUUCUGUGAUACAAUUAUAAAUAUCUAUUUCUUUGGACCAUUCAUAAAAAUUCCAUGGCGGCAUUUGUAAAAUAUACACUUUAAAAAAAUAAACUUUGGAAAAGUAUUAUUAUUUAUUUAAUUUUUUAAGCGAGAUAUGAAACGUAAAGACAAUAAGAGAAAGACUGCGGAUCCGACAGAAACCACGAAACCCAAGAGGCGAAAGCCUGAGCAGAAGCAUAAACCAUCCAGGGCUGUUGAGAGCAGUGGGGAUCAGCCUAGUCCUUCCUCUCAGGUUCCCAGAGACCCGGGACCAUCCCAAAGUCCCGCCGGACAGCCAAGGAGUGAAGAUGCAAGCACUGAACAACAAGCUGAUUCUGAGACAGGAAAGAUAUUCAAUGACCCUAUUCACGGCCACAUUGAAAUUCCCCCUCUGUGUGUGAAAAUUAUCGACACUCCUCAAUUCCAAAGACUUAGGUCCAUUAAACAACUUGGAGGAACGUAUUUCGUUUAUCCUGGUGCAAGUCACAAUCGAUUUGAACAUUCUAUAGGUGUUUGUCAUUUGGCUGGACAACUUGCAUCCGCCUUACAAACACGACAACCAGAUUUGGGAAUCACUAACGAAGACGUUUUGUGUGUACAGAUUGCUGGACUUUGUCACGACUUGGGACAUGGACCAUUUUCUCACAUGUUUGAUAACAAGUUCUUACCAAGUACCGGGAGCAAAAUCAAGCAUGAAUCCUUGUCAGUUAAAAUGUUUAACUACUUAGUAACAAAAAACAAUUUGGACAAAGAAUUUAAGCGUUACUUUGGUAAAAACCUGGCCAAGGACAAGCACAAAACGUUCAUAACUGAAAUGAUUGAAGGGCCACCGAAAACAAAAUCUAAGGGCUGGCAAUAUAAAGGGCGGAACAAAGAAAAGAGCUUUCUUUAUGAGAUUGUUGCUAACAAGAGAAAUGGGAUUGAUGUGGAUAAGUGGGACUACUUUGCUCGGGAUUGCCAUAUGCUUGGGAUCAAGAAUAGCUUUGAUCAUACUCGAUGCAUGAAAUUUGCUAGAGUGGUGGAGGUUAAAGGUGAAAAGCAAAUAUGCUUUAGAGAUAAGGAAGCAGCAAAUCUGUAUGAAAUGUUUCAUACUCGGUACAUAUUGCACAGAAGAGCAUAUCAACACAAAGUGGGGAACAUCAUAGAAAUAAUGAUAUCUGAAGCAAUGAAAGAGGCUGAUGAACACAUUUUGACACCACGGAAGAAAGGAACGAAACUUCGGAUAUCGGAAACUUGCACAGACAUGUCGGCAUAUGAAACACUAACAGAUUCCAUUGUUGAUCGAAUUUUAUGGUCAGAAGAUGCAAAUUUGGACAGGGCAAAGAGAAUUUUGGAAAACAUUAGGAGCAGGAAUCUGUACAAAUGUGUGGGGCACACUAUUCCUCCUAACAAAAUGGAUGAAAAAGACGUACGGCAAAAAUAUCUUGACAUACUGAAGGAAAAAAGCAGUGGGUUAAGCGAAAAUGAUGUAAUCAUUGAUGUUGUAAAUUUUAACUACGGCAAGAAAGACAAAAACCCUAUCGACCAUGUCUGCUUUUACACAAAGAAGGACCCCAAUAAAGCAGACAAAAGAAAAAUGAGUGAGGUGUCUGGUCUGCUGCCAAAAAAGUUUGAAGAACAAGAAAUCCGAUUCUAUUGCAAGAAAGAUGACGACACAAGUCUAAAGGAGGCCUCUAUUGUCUUUCAAGACUUCAAGGAUCUCUAUUGCCCUUAAAGUGCAAGGAAAAUAAUUGUUCUGUGAUCAAGGGUAUUUGAAUGACCCCUGUCAAAUCUACUGAGUAAGAACAAGCUGACGACGGUAAAUCUACUGAUCUAUACGCACCAUUUGAAGAUCAACCUAAUAUGAUUCAUAUCUUGUUAGAAAAGACUCUGAAAUGAAUUUAGUGUUAAACACACACUAAAAACAUAUUCAAUCACUGGAUACUACAUGUAUGUCAAGAGUAAUGAGCUUUGUAAGUUACAAACCAAUGCUUUUGGUAUUGCACUUUAAAUAUUAUUAUUUUAUUUUCUGUUAUUAUCAUUUUAUAUUUUUAUAUUAGUCGGUAGCAUUCUUGUUUCUUUUUUUUAACAUAGAUCUUAAAUCUAUAUAAUACUGUCAAUGAAU